GUGGGAUGCCCACAGCUCUGCUCUUAAUCCUGGCGCUGAUGCUGCUUUGUCUGCUUCUUGCAGAACCAGCUCAUCCUGGGCGUGAUGGGAAUCGACGUGGCUCUCAAUGACAUCAAGAAGCUGACGCCGCGCUACAACCUAGGGGCUAAUGGCUACAUCUUCGCCAUCGAUCUCAAUGGAUAUGUCCUGCUGCAUCCAAACCUGCAACCUCAGAUCAUCAAUUUCCGAGAGCCCGUGACCCUGGACUUUCUGGAUGCUGAGCUGGAGGAUGAGAACAAGGAGGAGAUCCGGAGAAGUAUGAUCGAUGGCAGCGAAGGGCAGAGAGUCAUCAAGACCCUGAUCAAAUCCCUGGAUGAGCGAUACAUCGAUGAAGUCAUCAGGACCUACACCUGGGCCCCUAUCAAAAGCACCAAUUACAGCCUGGGGCUAGCCUUGCCACCUUAUAGCACGUACUACAUCCGGGCAAACCUCAGCGACCAGAUUCUCCAAGUCAAGUUACCAAACAUCAAAAUGAAGGAUUUUGAAUUCCUGCUGCCAAACAGCUUUGAGUCCGAGGGACAUGUAUUCAUUGCUCCCAGAGAAUAUUGCAAAGACCUUGACCUGUCGGAUAACAACACAGAAUUUCUGGAAAACUUUAUCGCCCUCAUGGAAAAGGUGACCCCAGACUCCAAACAGUGUGACAACUUCCUCCUUCACAACCUGAUCCUGGACACAGGAAUCACCCAGCAGCUGGUGGAGAGGGUGUGGAAGGACCAGGACCUCAAUACGUACAGUCUCCUGGCCGUGUUUGCUGCCACAGAUGGUGGCAUCACCCGAGUUUUCCCUAACAAAGCUGCCGACGACUGGGAAGAGGACCCGGAACCCUUCAAUGCCAGCUUCUAUCGGCGCAGUCUAGACAACAGGGGGUACAUCUUCAAACCGCCUUUCCGGGACCCCAGCUACAGAGGGCUGGAACUCGAAAACAACACCAUUGGGAUCCUGGUCAGCACAGCCGUGGAGCUCAGCAUUGGCGGAAGGACCCUGAAGCCAGCAGUGGUUGGAGUGAAGCUUGACCUGGAGGCUUGGGCUGAAAAGUUUAAAGUUCUGGCAAGUAAUCGGACAGACCGGGAUCAGCUGGGAACGCGCACGUGCGACCCCUCCACGAGCUGCGAGAUGGACUGUGAGGCCAACAAUAAGGACCUCAUUUGUAUUCUCAUUGACGAUGGAGGCUUUCUGGUACUCUCCAACCAGGAAGAUCAUUGGUACCAGGUGGGGAAGUUUUUCAGCGAAGUGGAUGCUAAUUUGAUGUCUGCCCUGUACAACAACUCCUUCUUCGCACGGAAGGAGUCCUACAACUUCCAGUCGGUGUGCAUCCCGGAAGCUCAAAGCAACACAGGAGCUGCCCCCAGAGGGGUGUUUGUGCCCACCAUGGCAGAUUUCCUGAACCUGGCUUGGUGGACAUCAGCCGCCGCAUGGUCUUUGUUCCAGCAGCUCUUGUACGGCCUCACCUACAGCAGCUGGUUUCAAACAGAGGAUGUGACAGCAGACAGCAUGGAGUCCAGAGAGACCAGCUGCAUCAUGAAGCAGACUCAGUACUACUUCAGCACCGUCAACACCACCUAUAAUGCUAUAAUUGACUGUGGAAACUGCUCCAGACUGUUCCACGCACAGAGGCUCGCCAACACCAAUCUGCUGUUCGUUGUAGCGGAUAAGCCGAUGUGCAGCCAGUGUGAGUCCACCAAGCUCCCUCAGGCGGAGACACGAGCUCCACCGAGAGAUCCAAAUCAGUGUGAGCUAGUAGAUAAGCCCCGGUACCGAAAAGGCCCCCACAUCUGCUUUGACUACGAUGCAGCGGAAGAUACCUCAGACUGCGGCAGAGGGGCCUCCUUCAAACCCUUCCUCAGCGUCUUGUUAUCCAUGCAGCUGCUGCUCUUCUACUUGACUGCCAGCCGCCAGCCUCUGUCCUCGGCAUCUUGCCUUUAAAACAUCCAUCUGGUCCAACCCAUCCAUUUUUCUUUUGUUUAAAACUCCAUCUCCAUCCUCUCCAGGCGUCUUGGAAAAGGGUAACUUCUUCUCGUCCCAUCUGCUCUGGUUACACCUUGGCUGUGGCUCAUGAUGACCUCCUCUUGCUCCACUGAGGAGCCUGGAAUAUCUUUUUCUUUUUCCUUUUGCUUUGUUUCCCAUCCUCUCCAACCUGGCCUUGCCUUUCUAGCGUCUCUGUGCAGAAGGUUGGCAAGAACUGAGCUUGAGCAAGACUUGGGGAAUCACAACCCAUUUGAGGCUUCUGUUCUUCAGACAGCAAGCGUCCUUGAGCUCUUGACUCCUUGACCCCAUCCUCUCCCUUCCAUUGAGCUGUUGGCCAAAUACAAAGAACAGUGACCUGGUUUUUUGGUUCGAUUUUCUUUUUUUUUGCUCUUUUCCCUCAUGGAACCUGUGGAAUUCUGGGAGAUUUUGUAGUUUCCAUUGAGAGAUGUCUUACCAUUUUGCUGUCUUAAAGUAUUUAACCGGAUUACUCUUGUGUUUGAUAUAAUCCACCCUCCUGCCCUUCCGAUCCAAACAAAAACACAAAACAAAAUAGAAGAGAAAAAAAAUGGUGUUUUCUUGCCAAAUUGAGACAAGUCUUGUUAACUUCUCAACCAAUCACCAUGGCUUCUUGAACUCAAAAAACAACCGAUGUUAUAUUUUAUAAUGUCCUCAUUUGCUUCUCCAUGCCGCCUAAUCCCUAGGUGCUUUCCUACACCAUCCCGUCCAAGUCUCACCUUAUUUACAUCCAUCUUAUUCCAAUCUUCAAUUAUUAUUUUGUAGCCUGAGGAUUUGAAACCAUAUCUUUCUACAUCUGCUUUCCAACGUUUUAGCCUGAAGAAGUACAAAUAUUUAUUGUCAGCAACAAGGACACACACACAAAAAAAGAAACUUGAAUUGAAUGUCAUGGUCAGUAUUAUUUAUUUAAAUUGAUAACUCUGUAGUGGGGAAGUGAGAAAGGGGAUCCAAGACCUUCAGCAGCCAUUCAUGUGCAUCAUUCUAGCCCUGGCAUACAGUGGGGUCGGACUAACCAUGGCUAAGAAGAACUUUCUAGUCCAUGUUGUUGCCUCAUUCCCCAGAGAGAUCCUCCCACUACAACUCAGGCCGGAUAACAGAUGCCCCUGGACAAUUGACCCAAGGGUACAUUGUCAAGAAGCUUGGCUUAAGGGUUCAUGGGGCUCUCUGUGGACCAGACUACCACCACUGGGGCAGGCACUGCCCACUCCUUUGAGUAGCAUGCCCUGAUCCUGUGUGCUGAUUCAUUCUCCACCAGGCAUGCAGAGCUGGAGAGGAUCCAACAGGGCCUUUUAAAACACCCAGGGCCUGAUAUAAGGAGGGUCCUGAGCCCCCACAGCUCCCAUUGACCUCAGUGGGGUUCAACACCUCCAAAAAACCCAGCCCAAGCUCACCCCUGUGUGUAACUGUUAAGUCAGCAGAGAUACACCAGGGUGCAUUUGGCCCUCACACCCCAAAUACCACCCCAGAGGGACUGGCAUCCAGGGCAGCUCUAGUAGAGGAGGAGGGUCCCUGAACUGAGCCCUCCAAAAUGGCUAAGUGGUGCCCUCAUGUCACUCCCAUUGACUCCGCCUCUGAGGGGAAGUUUAACCUUACGCAUCUUUGGCGUUGGUUGCCCCAUGUGAGCCUGGUGGAUGCUUGGGAAGGGACAUGUGCUGGUGAGGAGUUUUGGCCACAGAGCAGGGAGUCAGGCCCCCAGAGCGGUAGGUUCAGUCUCCCAAAACAGCAUGCAGGGCAAGAGAAGGAGGAAGAUGCUACACAGGCAACAGUAAGUCCCAGGUGCACCACCAGCAGGGGGAUGCCAUGGUGCAUUUGACACAUUAUGCCCUGGGUGCCCACAGCCCUGGUUUUCACACUCGGAAUGCCUCAUUUCAUGACGUGAGUUACCCUGGGCCUGUGAAGCACCCAGAUGUCUGGGAGAGGGCAGAACAUCUGGAUCUUUGGGUCUCGCUAACUGGGGGUAUGUCUUCACUACCGGCAGGUAGCAAU
Molecule: messenger RNA, 4005 nt
Organism: Chelonoidis abingdonii (Abingdon island giant tortoise)
Lineage: Eukaryota; Metazoa; Chordata; Testudines; Testudinidae
Source: RefSeq, a predicted model, not a curated record